This is a messenger RNA of Anopheles maculipalpis, 1089 nucleotides long. It is a transcript of the gene mora, whose product is annotated as cysteine and histidine-rich domain-containing protein morgana. Lineage: Eukaryota; Metazoa; Arthropoda; Insecta; Diptera; Culicidae. The record is from RefSeq and is a predicted model, not a curated record. The transcript has 3 exons. Bases 10 to 1089 code for a protein of 359 amino acids.
AUCGGAACCAUGUCUCCCAUGGUCGUAUGCUAUAACCGAGCAUGUGGUCAAAGUUUCGACCCACAAAACAAUACCGAAGAUUGUGUACACCACCCAGGAGUGCCAAUUUUCCACGAUGCCUACAAAGGAUGGAGCUGCUGCAACAAGAAAACUGUAGAUUUUACGGAAUUUCUCAACACGAAAGGGUGUACUCGCGGACUGCAUUCAAACGUAAAGCCGCCAGAACCGGAGAAACGCAAAGAGCACUCAUCGCUGGCGGAAGAAGCACCGCCGGCUGAGGUAAAGAUUCGAGAACCGAUUCGUCCAUCUAUGGAGCGUCCGGCAUUCGAAACACCACUAACUUCGUUGGAACCGUGGAUAGCACCGGCAUUCCAGAAACAGAUUGAUGAAAUGCCAGCUGUUACGACGAAGAAGAAGAAUCCCAUUGAUCCUGCUGCGAUCGAAGCGAACACGGUCUGUAAGCAUGGUGGCUGUAGCAGCACGUAUGGUGAUGCCAAAACGAACGACAAACCAUGCGUUUACCAUCCAGGAGUGCCGAUCUUCCACGAGGGCAUGAAAUUUUGGUCAUGUUGUCAACGGAAAACUUCUGACUUUACUGCCUUCAUGAAUCAGGCCGGUUGCGAAACGGGCAAGCAUUUGUGGGUCAGUGAGGAGGACGAAUCGAAAGCGAUCAAGUGCCGUUUGGAUUGGCAUCAAACGGCAACGACGGUCGUAGUGACGGUGUAUGCAAAAAACUAUCAUUACGCAAAGAGCUUCGUUCGAGUGAAUCCGAUUCGGUUAGCCAUCUGUUUGGUCUUUCCGCAGCAGGAUGGUAACCAGUACAACGUGGAUAUGGAACUACGAGGGGUUAUCGAUGUGACUCAGUGUAAGGUACAAAUGUUUGGUACGAAAGUAGAAGUUACGCUGGUUAAAGCUGAACCGGGAACGUGGGCCAAGCUUGAUUUCCCGCGAGAGAAAAAGAACGAACAGAAGGAAGAUACCAACAAAGCGAACAACAGCAGCAAUGCAGAUGACAAUGAUUCCGACGUGGAUCUGGACGAUCUGGAACCAACGCUGCGUACAGCAACAAUUACCGAAGUUACAGAGUAA